Monodelphis domestica (gray short-tailed opossum) is the source of this 3796-nucleotide messenger RNA. RefSeq names its product cytochrome P450 family 39 subfamily A member 1 (gene CYP39A1). Gene Ontology annotation, biological process: cholesterol homeostasis; bile acid biosynthetic process. Lineage: Eukaryota; Metazoa; Chordata; Mammalia; Didelphimorphia; Didelphidae. Gene Ontology annotation, molecular function: iron ion binding; heme binding; oxysterol 7-alpha-hydroxylase activity. The record is from RefSeq and is a predicted model, not a curated record.
UAUUCUCCCUGGCUCUAGAACAGGCUUGAUCCUGAGUUUGUCUCCAAGGUAGGGAAGACCUUGAUCUGCGUACCAGUCCCAAAUUGAGAGGCGCAAACUCUCUUCCCAUCGCCUAUAAAACGGUUAAGACAAACACCACGACGACAGUCUCACUAGAGGCUGAACAGAAAAAUGGAGAUAUUUUUAACGGCUUUGUUCAUAAUUCUGGGAUUCACAGCCUUUUAUUUAUUUCAUCAGCGAAGGGACCCGCAAAAUCCCCCUUGCAUAAGUGGCUGGAUUCCUUGGAUUGGAGCAGGGUUCAAGUUUGGAGAAGCCCCUCUGGAAUUUAUAGAGCAAGCAAGAAUAAAGUAUGGACCAGUAUUUACAGUUUUUGCUCUGGGUAAUCGGAUUACAUUUGUAACUGAGGAAGAGGGCAUCGAUGUAUUUUUCAAGUCAAAAGACAUAAAUUUUGAACAUUCAGUGCAAGAACUCAUCGAAAAAAUAGUAUCAGUUCCAAAAGACAUCUUUUUUGCAUUCCAUGGAAUAUUAUAUGGUCUGAUGAAAAACAAAAUGAGAAUUUCCCAUCUAUAUCAGUUCACUGAAAAAAUGGUAGAAGAAUUACAUGAACAACUAGAGACUUUGGGCACUGAUGGAAAGAAUGAUCUCUUUAACUUGGUAAGGAACAGCCUGUAUCCAGUAACAGUGAAUUUUGUUUUUGGCAAAGGCUUAUAUCCAAUAACCCACAAGAAAAUUGUAGAGUUCCAUGAGCAUUUUCAGAAUUUUGAUGAAGGUCUUCAAUUUGCGAGUCAGAUGCCAGAAUGUUUCAUAAGAAACUGGUCAAAAUCCAAAAAGUGGUUUCUAACUCUGUUUGAAAAAAGCAUUCCUGAUCUAGAGAAGUACAAACCUUCAGAUGAUGAUUCCCUGACAAUAAUGCAGCUGAUUACAAAUGCCUUGAGGCAAGGAACAAGUGAACAUAAGGCUCCCAAUUAUGCUUUAUUAAUGCUUUGGGCUUCUUUAUCUAAUCUCGCUACUGUGGCGUGUUGGACAAUUAUGUUUAUUCUCCAUAACCCUUCUGUUUACAAGAAUGUCAUGGAAGGCAUAGUUUCUGUGUUUGGUGAAGCAGGUAAAAAUAAUAUUAAGAUUUCAGAAAAAGACUUGAAGAAACUUCCACUAAUCAAAUGGUGUGUUUUAGAAACCAUUCGCUUAGUUUCUCCUGGUAUAAUCACAAGAAAAGUGAUGGAGCCAAUGAAGAUUUUGAGUUAUACUAUCCCUGCUGGAGACAUAUUGAUGUUAUCUCCUUUUUGGAUCCAUAGAAAUCCGAAGUAUUUUCCAGAACCUGAAUUGUUCAAACCUGAACGUUGGGAAAAGGCAGAUUUAGAGAAGAAUGCUUCCUUGGAUUGCUUUGUGGCAUUUGGAGGAGGGAAGUACCCAUGUCCAGGAAGGUGGUUUGUUCUCCUGGAGAUUGAGAUCUUUGUGGCUUUACUAUUUUACAAGUAUCAGCUUCAUCUGGUGGAUCCAUUUCCAAAACAGAGUUUGAAACAAUUAAUGGGAGUCCAGAGGCCAGUGACAUCAUGUCGAGUGGAAUAUAAAUGCAGAAAAUAAAAGCUCAUUUAUCUUAACAUGGGCCAAUACCUAAGCAGAUUCCUGAGUUGUCCUAAAUCCUGCGAAACUGUCCUUGUUGAACAAAUGUACUACCACAUCCGUAUCUUAGCUAACUAUGUAGAACUAGAUGGAAUUUUUGUUCUUAUUGGUAAUUGUGUUUAAUUAGUGUACAUUCAUUAAAUUGGUGUCUCAACAGUGGACAGAAAAGAAAUCAAAAAGUAAAUGAAAUAUCAGUUUUAUGAAAACUUGAAAAUAUUAAAAAUAGCUACUUUAAAAGCAGCUUUUUUCACACAUAAACAUGUAUAACAUGAUACAGAUGUUGAUUUAAAUUGAAAUUUUUUUACUUCAAUUUACAGCGACCCUUAAAAAAAGUCCACAAAAUAUAAUAUUUGCUAUAUUGUGUUACAAAGAUUUUAUAUAUAAUAUAUAAUAAUUAUAAAUAAGAUAUAUACAUAUAUAUAUACAUAUACAUAUAUAUAUAUAUAUAUAUAUAAAAUGUUUGCUCAAUUUGAAUUCUGAAUCACUGUCAAUUAAUGAAAAAGUACCUGAGGCUGUGUGAUAUAAUAUAGAGGCCUGACCUUGGAUUCAGUAAAGCAUGGGUUUAGAUCUUGCCUCUGACACAUAUAUUUGUGGGAUCAUGGCCCAGUGCCCCAGAUAGCUGUCUUAGACUACAUGUCAGUCUGCAUAAGUAAAGAGAAUUUCCAUACUCAAACUGCUAGGAGCCAUCUAGCAAUAAUGCCUUGCCAAAGGUUCACUCUGUGACCUCUUGGUUACCAUGUGUGACCUUGUCAAGACAUUGUGGCUUGAAUCAUUCCUAUAUCAUUGAAAUCCUAGGUCUGGACCACCUCCUCUAUUCCCUCCUUCCCCCAAAAAAGAUUCUGCUUUGGUUGAUAUGAUUCUAGAAUUAUGUAGCACUUACACUAUUAUCAUUCCACUAGUUAAAAUUAUUUUAAAUAUAUCCACUACUAAAUUGCAUAAAGAUAUAUUUCAUACAUAAAGAUGUAUUUCAUAUAGCAGCUAGGUUGCACAAUGGUUAGAGUGCUAGACAGGAAACAGAAAGACCUGAAUUCAAAUGCUGCCUCAGACAUGUGUUAGCUGUGGGACCCUGGGCAGGUCACUUAACCUCUUUGCCUCUGUUUCUUCAUCUGUAAAAUGAGCAUAAUAAUAGCACCUACAUCACAAUGUGGUUGUGAAGAUCAAAUGAGAAUAUCUGUGAAACUCUUAGCACUUGGCACAGUACCCAGAGCAUAGCAAGCCUUUAAUGAACAUUUAUUCUUUUUCAUUGCAGGUAUUUUUAAAUAUUAGCCUUAUUUAAUAGAUUGGGUGAAAGAUUCUUUAUUAUUAUUCUUUUUCUUCUUCCAGUAAUAUUUUUUGUAUUUUUCCCCAGUUCCAUGUAGAGAUAAUUUUUCCCCUUAAAUUUUUACCUUCUGUCUUAGACUCUAUACUAAAUAUUGAUUCCAAGGCAGAAGAGAGGUAAGGGCUAGGCAGUUGACUUGUCCAGGGUCACACAAUUAGGAAGUUUUUUAGGUCAGAUCUGAACCCAGGACCUCCUAUCUCUAAGUCUGUUCCUCCACUGAGCUACCCAAGCUCCAUGUCUCCAUAAAUAAUUUUUAACAUUUAUUUUCGAACAUUUUUCCAUCCAAAUUCUCUCCCUCUCUCUUUCCUCUCUUCCCUCCCUAAGACAGCAGACAAGCUGAUAUCAGUUAUUUGUGAUCUCUCCUGAAAUAUAUAUUUCCAUGUUCAUCAUGUUGUGCAAGAAGACAUAGAUUGGAAAUAAAGUGAAUGAUGGUAGACUUCAAUCCACAGUCUCACUCUGGAGACAGAUUCUUUCUGUCCCUUCUGGUCGAAUUGAAUUGAUUUCAUGACAGAUUCCCUCUGUCCCUUCAAGUUCCUUUCAAAAUGCCUUCCACAUAGUGGGUGGUCAAUGAAAAGGGUUUGAAUUGAUUUAUUAGUUGAUAGUUAAACUGAAAUCAGUCUUUCAGUCUUUUACAGCAUAGAGCGGUUACUUAUACCCGGAGGAUAAGAUUAUAACAAUCUGACAAGGCUAAAUUGCUUUUGAAUGUAAUUCUUUAUAUUGUAAGCCUUAUGGAUGCUCACUGUGAAUUGAAGAAAAGAAUUUAUGUUUUGUUUGGGGGAGGAAAGCCUGAGCCCUUGACUUGGCUAUGUUAAUGCUAGUGCCUAAUUAAUUUCAUAAUAAAUACAUUUUCUUGGAUCA